Molecule: messenger RNA, 1827 nt
Organism: Halichondria panicea
Lineage: Eukaryota; Metazoa; Porifera; Demospongiae; Suberitida; Halichondriidae
Product: protein GDAP2 homolog
Exons: 14
Coding region: 117-1658 (513 amino acids)
Source: RefSeq, a predicted model, not a curated record
ACUGUUAAUAAUGCACGUGAGAGAAGAUCUAUAAAGAUAACUGGACAAUAAUAGGUGUUUGUGUCUACAAUAUAAUAGCUAGCCGUCUGAGCUAAAUAGCAUCCUUCUACUCAGCCAUGGACCCGCUCGGAGCUCGGCCUAAUAUAGUGGAUGCGGACACCAUAGCUCGUUGGAGCAGCUCAGACCCAGAGGGACCACCCCCUAAUGUGGAUGACUCUCAACUACCUAGCUCACAUGUCAUAUCACCUUUCCCUGUGAGGGAGGACCUCAACACUAAAGUGGCUCUAUGGUCAGGUGAUAUAGCCUCACUACAAGUGGAGGCGGUGGUCAACCCGACUAACGAGGGUCUCACUGACAAGAACCCCAUCACUGUUCGACUGUUUGAGAUGGCAGGACCGGAACUCAGGGAGGAAUGCAAAACACAGAUUGGAACAUGUCGUACUGGUGAGGCCAAGAUAAGUGCUGCCUACCAGCUACCAGCACGUCAUGUGAUCCACACGGUGGGUCCCCGCUACAACCCACGCUACAGAACAGCCGCUGAGAGUGCCCUCUACAACUGUUACCGUAGCGUCAUGCAAAUCAUGAGGAAUCGUCACCUGGCAACAGUGGCGUUCAGCAUGUACAACAGUAGUAGGCGUGGCUACCCACCCGAGGAGGGAGCACACAUCGCCAUCAGAACAAUCAGACGUUUCUUGGAGCACUUUGGAGAUGACAUCGAUAUGGUCAUCUUUGUCUCCUCGGACGGGAAUGAUGCUGUGUACCGUCAAACCUUUCCCCUCUAUUUCCCACGAUCUGCUGAGGAGGAGAGCUAUGCUGCCAAGGCCCUGCCGGCCUCCAUUGGGGACGAAAUGGGAGAACCCAUCAUCACAGAGAGACAGAUCCGCAUCCUCGAAAACCCGACCACUAAAGGGGCGUCCCCUGAAGAUGGCGAGGAGGUGGAGGAAGUGGAGAUCUCCAACGACGACACAAACGAGUCAGAGCUCAUCUCAGAGGUUGGCAGUCACCCUUUCUCUGCAAUGUCCUCUGAUCAUGAUCAGGAGCGAAGAGAGCACAUCAGCAGGACAAGGCUGCCCUCAGCUGAAGAGGCUAAACUAAGACGGUAUCAGAACUUCCUUCGUGCGUCUAGGACAGAGAACUUCUCAGACCUAGCUGGCCUGGGGGCAUUUUACAAGGCAGGCACAGACUACCUGGGCAGACAGGUGGUGGUAUUCGUAGGACGGCAGUUCCCCGCCCCUAAAGUGGACCUGGCUAAAGCAAUAGCGUUCUUCCUGCAUGUGAUGGAGCCAGUGGUGAGCAGAGACUAUGUGUUGAUCUACUUCCACUCUCUGGUCCUCUCUGAGAACCUCCCUGACUCUAACUUUAUUAAAGACAUCUACAACCUGGUGGAUGACAAGUACAGGGAUCAUCUGGCAGCCCUCUAUAUAGUACACCCCAACUGGUGGUUCAAGAUGUCUUGCUGGUGGUUUCUGACGUUCACGGGUUCGGCCGUUAAAGAGAAGAUUCAAUACCUGACAGGGGUGAGGUAUCUCUACGACUCCAUCAACCCAGACCAGAUAGAAAUACCCAACUUCAUACUAGAGCACGACAUCCAGGUGAACGGCACCAACUACUACACCCCUGCCACAAGACACGGUGAUGACCAAAGUGGAGGACUCUAACUAACACCGAUUGUGUAACUAACUGUGGACAGUGUGUCUGUGUAAUAGUGUACCCGUGUGUUGUGUGAUUCGUAUAGGAUGUGAUUUUGUGGUCUUGAUUUUAUUUGUUGAUGUCUGGCUCUUACUGUAACUUCUCGUAAUUUGUAUACAAAAAAUUUGUUUCAUUGAA